Messenger RNA from Monomorium pharaonis (pharaoh ant), 3298 nucleotides. Its product is annotated as FAD synthase. The coding region runs from base 139 to 2082 and encodes 647 amino acids. NCBI's taxonomy places the organism in Eukaryota, Metazoa, Arthropoda, Insecta, Hymenoptera, Formicidae. The transcript is spliced from 7 exons. Gene Ontology annotation, molecular function: FMN adenylyltransferase activity. Gene Ontology annotation, biological process: FAD biosynthetic process. The record is from RefSeq and is a predicted model, not a curated record.
AUAUGUAAUUUUAAAUCGGUUCAAAAGUCGAACGAUGGGACUAUUGUUUAUUUGAAUCCUGAUAUUGUUACAAAAUUUGAAGAUAUUGCUGAAAACGAUAGGAAACUAUUAACUGAUGAAUAUGGAUAUUUUGAUACAAUGAAUAUUACAAUAAAAUAUGAUAACUGGCGUCGUGACGUUAUAUUAAAAUCAAUUCUCCCAGCGAAUAUCGAAGUUCCUACGGCGUAUAGUCUGGUAGGACAUAUUUUACAGUUGAAUUUACGUAAUGCGCACUUGCCAUACAAAUUUAUCAUCGGUCAAGUGUUUCUCGAUAAGACUGCCAGCGCACGCACAGUAAUAAAUAAAAUGAAUACAAUCGACACGUCGUUUCGGUAUUUUGCAAUGGAGAUCCUCGCUGGCGAAAAAAAUACGAUAACAAUCGCGAAGGAACAUGGGUGCACGUAUCAAUUUGAUUUCGCGCAAGUUUAUUGGAAUCCUCGCUUGUCUACUGAACAUGCACGAAUAGUAACAUUUAUGACACAAGGUGACGUUCUGUAUGACGUUUUCGCGGGAGUGGGGCCUUUCGCGAUUCCUGCUGCGCGUAAAAAGAUUCGAGUACUUGCUAAUGAUUUGAAUCCCGAAUCUCACAAAUGGCUGCAAAAAAAUGCCAUUAUUAACAAAACCAACAUGUCGCAACGGACACAUUGUAUGUGUACAGCAAGUUUGAUAGUCAUAGGAGAUGAAAUUUUACGUGGGGAUAUAAUUGAUACCAACACAUCAUAUCUGGCAAAAAAUUUAAUCGCCGCUGGAAUGAAACUGCAAAAAGUUAUAGUCAUCCCUGAUAAUGUGGAUGAUAUUUCUAAAGAAGUAAGCAAUGCAUCGAAACAAUAUUCUGUUGUAUUUACAUCUGGUGGUGUUGGACCUACUCAUGAUGAUGUAACUUAUGAAGCCGUAGCAAAAGCUUUUGAAUUAAAACUUGAAUUACAUCCGGAAUUGUUUGACAUAUAUGCUCAAUUAAUUCCUGGUCAGAACGAAAUAAAACGACUCGCUGUUGUUCCUAAUCCUUGCGAGAUCAUCAAUAUUGAUUCUGCAGAAACUUACCCAGUUAUAAGCGUAAAAAAUGUUUAUGUGUUACCUGGUUCCCCGAAGUACUUCAAGCCAGCUACAGACGCAAUAAUUUCUCGCUUGAAAGGAUGCACGCCAUUGUACUAUGAAUAUAUAGAUAUUGAAUUGAAUGAGCUGUUGAUUGUAAAUAUUUUAGAUAAACAAGCAAAACGAUGGAAUGGUAAAGUAAAAAUUGGCAGUUAUCCGCAAUUAGAAUUGGCAAAACCUUUUACGAGAAUCGUCUUGGAAGGAUCCGAAGAAAUAGUUGCAGAAGCGAAAGAGGAACUUUUGUAUUAUCUGCCAAUACAAAAAAUUAAGAAUUUGAAACAUAAGUUUAGUUAUUUUCAAAUGAAUGUCGUACUGGAAAGUAGCAAAAGCGAAAUACAUAUUAAAUGUGCAUUAGACAUAUUAAAUGAAUGUUAUGACAGAUACAAUUCAAGUGAAAUUUUUAUUAGUUUUAAUGGAGGCAAAGAUUGCACAGUAGUUUUGCAUUUAGCUGCUACUGUUGCAAAAUUACACAAUAUUUCAUCCAUACUAUGCUUAUAUAUAACUGAUGAUUCCUUUCCGGAGGUGGAAGUAUUCGUGGAAUCAGCCGCUCGAUAUUAUGGUUUGGAGAUAAUACGGAUGCAACGACCGAUCAAAUCAGCAUUGUCUACAUUACUGACAGAAAAACCUAAUUUGAAAGCAACUCUUAUGGGUACUAGAAAAGAUGAUCCUGGUUCCGAAAAUUUGCAGGCAUUUACACCCACUGAUUCAAACUGGCCGCAGUUAAUGCGUGUAAAUCCUAUUUUACAUUGGUCUUACAAUCAAGUGUGGACAUUCUUGUUAAAACAUAACAUUCCUUAUUGCUCGCUUUACGAUCAAGGAUAUACAAGUAUCGGCAAUAGAAAAACUACGACACAAAAUCCGUUAUUAAAAAAUCCCAAUAAUCCGUUGUCUUAUUUACCAGCAUAUACUUUAACUGAUAAAUCUGCCGAGAGAGAAGGCAGAGAAAACUAAGGAGUAGCGAUUCGGACGUGAAGCUUUGAGAGGAGAUUAGAGAGGGGAAGUGGGUUGGCUAGAGAAUGUUGGGAAGAGAUAAAAAGAAAGAAAGGAAGAGAGGAAGCGUCAGGGUGGGAGGGGAAAGGAAUAGGUUCUUCGGGGACAAAGGUGUGAACAUGAAGAACGUGAGGAGGGAGGAGGAAUGGUUCGGCAGGUUGAUAGAAGAGGAUAAAGAAAGGCAAAAAGAGGAAAGAUGGGAAAGAAUCAGGGAAUCAAAUUUUAACAGAUGUAUAAGAGAAUAAAAAGAAUACCUGGACAUUUGAAGAAAGGAUGGGGGGAAAGUAGGUGGAGGAAGGUCACUAGGCUUAGGCUGAGGUGUGAGAUGAGGGAAGGAAGAUAUUGGGAGGAAGAGGAAAAAAGAACGUGCAGAUUAUGUGGAAUAGAGAGGGAAUCAUGGGAACAUGUAUGGGAAAUCUGUAGGAAAUGGGGACAAGGAAGUGAUACAAGCUGGCAAGCGACAGUAAAGUGGGUGCUGGGAGAAGAUGAGGAGGGAAAGGGUUGGAUGAGAAAACUUGAGAAGGAGAGCAACAGAAUGAGUGGAGGGUUAGAUAAGAUGGAGGAGGGAGAGGGAAGGGAGGAGAAAAGAGGUGAUGGAGUAAAGUGUGAAUGAGAGAGAGAGAGAGAGAGAGAGAGAGAGAGAGAGAGAGAGAGAGAGAGAGAGAGAGAGAGAGAGAGAGAGAGAGAGAGAGAGAGAGAGAGAGAGAGAGAGAGAGAGAGAGAGAGAAUGAAAACAGGGAAAACGUUACUUAGAUCUUAUUCUAAAGUUUUUACUGGGUGUUAGUCAUUUCAGAUGUUUUUUUUUUUUGGUUGAUUUUAUUCUGUUAGGUUUGGAUUUUGAUCUUUAUAAGAAAAAGCAAAAGGAAACGGAAGUCCAAAGAAUAAGGAAGCGGUGUGUGUGUGUGUGUGUGUGUGUGUGUGUGUGUGUGUGUGUGUGUGUGUGUGUGUGUGUGUGUGUGUGUGUGUGUGUGUGUGUGCGUGCAUGCGCGCGUGCAUGCGGGCGUCGCGAGAACGAGAUAACAAGAAAACGUGAUCUUGAACUUCGCAGGCGACCCAUGAUAUUUAAUUUGUAAGUAGGCUAAGGUUUAGUUAGGUUAGAAGAUAAGUAUAGCGUUAAGGGUCAUUUUUUGUAAUAAAAUUGUAAUUCUAAGAGAAAUCAAUAAAGAUUAUACAUACA